AUGGCUACCGUCCUCCAUGACCUCGUCCAAGUCUAUGAGUGUGACGGUAACGUCGCCUUCUUACGCGAUUCGCAUCGUUUCCGCUUCUUCAUCUACAGCGAUAGCAGCUCGCGAGUAACUAUCGAAAAAAUCACUCGUGCGAGUCAAAAUGCCGUUGCAAAACUCAAUCGAAGAGCUCUUGAUCCAUUAAAUUCCAUUGAGGAAGACGUGGAUAAUGAAGAUGAAUGUAUUGGAGAAGGAACAGAUGAAGACGAAGAGGUGGAAGGAGAUAUCAAUGGGUCUCUUGUUAUACCUCAUGAUGAGGUACAGGAUCUGGUCGAAGUCGACAGUGGAGAGGAUUUCCAGCAAAUUAAAGUGGUAGCUUAUGACGGACAUGCAAUCGUGGAAACUAUGGACAGCAGUCAGCAAUCAGGUCAUGUUGUGCAUUUUAAGCUUGUGUUAUGGAAGCGACAAGAUCAAGGCACGUGGUGGUCGCAGACCCUUCAGUGCAGUGCUCACCUCUCGACUCAGCGAGGUUUAUCAGGGCAGUUUGUGAAUAUCCGAGGAAAUGGAGAAGCUGCUCAGGACUUUGAUUUCCACUUCGUUAGUCAUCGAUUCGAGUGGGUGGACAAGUCAAUGUACCCGUUGACGCCUGGAAGGUAUACACUGCAAGGCGUUACAAUUGCGGAGAACGCAUUCGUGUACGAGUGUGUUGUGGAACUAAAUCUCGAAGACAACGGUGUGGUCUCAGGCACGUCUCGAGAGCUACCCUUUGCUCAAGAAUGCUCACUUGGUGGCAGGUGGACACGUAGCACGUUAAACUACUUGCUGCAGUACGAGAUGCACCGUACUCAGCACACGUACGUGUACUACGGAACUUCGUCGCUUUCAGGAGUUUACGGGACAUGGCAAAAUUCCAUGAUGCCGGUGCUAGCUACCAGCGUUGACACCCCGACCCUUCAAGCUGAGCGUGGCAUUCUCGCAUUUCAUCUCGUGGAUGCUGUCCGGGUAUGGAGUGAAGCGUAUCACAGCGAUUAUCCUGCAUCGUUCCAAGAGUGCGUCAAGCUGCUGCUACUUGCAUCGUAUCGUGGUCAUUUCGUGCCGACGCAUUUGAUCCGCUCUAUUGUGGUCUAUUGUGGGUACAACUGGUUUCCCAUCGAUUUACACGAAGUGCUGAGCCGAAACCGCACAAAACGAUAG
Messenger RNA from Peronospora matthiolae, 1179 nucleotides. The record is from the annotation of a GenBank genome assembly. Lineage: Eukaryota; Oomycota; Peronosporomycetes; Peronosporales; Peronosporaceae.